Molecule: messenger RNA, 2551 nt
Organism: Exophiala mesophila
Lineage: Eukaryota; Fungi; Ascomycota; Eurotiomycetes; Chaetothyriales; Herpotrichiellaceae
Exons: 4
Coding region: 236-1945 (569 amino acids)
Biological process (GO): transmembrane transport
Molecular function (GO): transmembrane transporter activity
Source: RefSeq, a predicted model, not a curated record
CUCUUGGUCAUGGCAAGAUGGCGCUGUGGUUGGGUCAGGAGCCACGCGAGGCGUUGUUCAUCGCUAAGUAGUGCGGAAACAGAAUCUAGCCGCGACAUCGGCAGACAUCAGAUGAUUCUAGCAUGCGGACCACAGUGGAGAUAUCAAAUAUGGUCCUCAUAUCGAGGGUUUGCAAUACAAAAACGUCUCUCGCUCUCUGUAAAUCUCAGAAGGCCACUCAGAACUGGUACUCAUUAUGGCUAUGGACAAAGCAGUCCUUGAAUCUACCUUCGUGGAGAGCGGACAAGCACAGUCCGAAAAGAUAGGAUUCGCUUCUACGACCACCGAGAAGCCUCCUAAUGAGUACACCGACGCUGCUUUACCGGCCGACCGGGUGCAAGCUGGAGAUGUCCGGUAUGCUCUACACCGCAAAGAUCGGCUCAUACUGCUCAUUUGCAUCUGGAUCACUACCUUCGUGCUCGGCCUCUCGAUGCAGACGAUGUACCCUUUGCUGCCUUACGUAUACAGCUCCUUCAAAGCACACUCUCUCAUGCCAACGGCCUUCGUUGUCUCCAGCGUCGUUGGAGCAGUCAUCAGGCUACCGCUGGCCAAAGUCCUUGAUCUCUGGGGGCGUGCUCAAGGCCUAGCGAUUGCGCUGGGGUUGUUCACCAUCGGUUGCAUCGCCAUGGCAGCGUCCCAAAACGUCGUGACCUACGCCGCGGCGAUGGUGUUGUAUAUCACCGGCUACGACGCGUUCUCCUACGUACUAUUUGUCCUGAUCGCCGACCACUGGAAUCUAAAAGACCGAGGCCUCAUUUUUGGCUUCUAUCAGACUCCAUGGAUCGCGACAACAUACAUUGGACCCGUGCUGGCCGAGAGAUUCUUGUCUUUCUCUACUGGUUGGAGAUGGUCGUUUGGGGUAUUUGCCAUCGCAACCCCUCUGGUGGGAGCGGGUAUGGUGGUUUUCUUGGCUAGGAAGCAGAAGCAAGCGAUACGACAAAGCUCUCCUUCACGGGAUGCCCCAUUCUUGUCAAAUUUGAAGCACUAUUUGGUUCAAAUCGAUGUUCUCGGUCUUUUCCUCCUCGCCUCCGGCUUCUCGCUUUUCCUCCUCUCACUCAGUUUGCACACCACCGCCGGCAAGGGCUUCGAGUCCCCAUCCAUCAUCUCCAUGCUUGUCAUUGGCAUCGUUCUCAUGAUCUGCUUUGGUAUAUGGGAGAGAUACUUCGCAUCCGUCACCCUCAUCCCCUUUGCAUUAGUGAAGGGCCGGACCAUCAUUGGCGCCUGUCUGGUGUACGCGACGACGUAUUUGAUGUACCAAGUCUGGUCACCUUACCUCUCUUCCUCCCUGCAAGUGGUGCAGGACCUCAACGUUGUCCAGGCCGGUUACAUCUACAAUAUUCACAGCAUCGGGUGGUGUAUCGCGAGCUUUGCCGGUGGGGCGAUCAUCAAGUUCACCGGAUGGUACAAAGGCCUGGCUCUGUUCUUCGCCAUUCCUCUGCAGAUCCUCAACACCGGACUCAUGAUCUAUUUCUCAAAGACCACAACGGCCACCGGGCUAAUAGUCAUGAGUCAGAUCUUCAUUGCAUUCGCCGACGGCUUGCUGUACGUCACGUCCGACGUCGCCUUAUUGAGCAACGUCACCCCUCAGCACUUUGCCAUCAUACUUGCCGUCUACAACCUCACCGGCUCGUGCUUCCAAGCCAUCGGUUCAACCAUCUCCAUCGGCCUGUGGACGUCCUUUUUCCCCGAAGCCCUGCUGCGCAACUUGCCCGCCGACGCGCUGCAGAAUAUGUACCUCAUCUACGCGGACAUCACCACGCAGUUGUCGUACCAAGUGGGAACGCCUGUGAGGCAGGCGAUCCAGUUGAGUUACGAGCAAGCGAUGAGGAAGCUGUUCAUCACGGCGACUCCACUGGGUGUGCUGAUGGUCGUAGGUGCGGCCUUGUGGAAGAAACGGACACUGUAAGCCUUUGGGGUUGGUCUGCGGAUUCUUUAGAAUAACGUUGUCGGGGGAGAGGGGAAGAGGGAGGAGGCCCAAUGUCGUUGCGGUUACGUACUUGUGGCCUUUACCAAUCGCCUCGCUCUCACAGAUAUCUAAGAAGCAACAUAGAAUCGGUUCCCAACCAUCACAUUUUCUCAGCGAUCGUGACGUACACGGCGGCCGGAUCUCCCAGCAGCACCAGCGUUGAACCACGUUAAAUCCUACAUUGGAUGAAUUUGGGAAGUAACCUUUCAAUACGUACUAGGUACUUCUUUGCCUAUCUAGAAAUACUUAUUACCUAGUCAGGUAUACCUCUACAGUGCUUACUUGAAACGUUUCCUAAGUACAUUGUACUCAUAGUACUAUACAAUCUGUCUAUCAAUUAUAGCCUCUUUCAUAAAAGGACUGCGUGCUCUAAUUCUCCUUCCAAAGGGAAUAAUGACCACCGGAAUGAAAGAGAGCAAUAAAGCGAGAAACCCUAGCAGUGUACUCGCCCAUUGAAAGCCAAGGUUUGAGUACAUGGCCAUAGUCGAUAAGGGUAGAAAAGCGGCAAAAAUAUUCUCUCCAAGGACAACGGCAGCAACGGCACUU